Messenger RNA from Artibeus jamaicensis (Jamaican fruit-eating bat), 1894 nucleotides. RefSeq names its product free fatty acid receptor 2 (gene FFAR2). The record is from RefSeq and is a predicted model, not a curated record. The transcript is spliced from 2 exons. NCBI's taxonomy places the organism in Eukaryota, Metazoa, Chordata, Mammalia, Chiroptera, Phyllostomidae. Gene Ontology annotation, cellular component: plasma membrane. Gene Ontology annotation, biological process: cellular response to fatty acid; G protein-coupled receptor signaling pathway. Gene Ontology annotation, molecular function: G protein-coupled receptor activity. Bases 163 to 1197 code for a protein of 344 amino acids.
CAAAGGCCACUGCAUGGCAGAAUCUAACUGAAAAAAGAGCUAAGUUCUUUUUUUCCCUCAAACUAAGUUCACCUUCUUCAGGAGGGCCUGAGAAGCCUCUGAGAGGAUAUGAAUCUGACACCGGUACAACUUGCAGAUGGAAAUGUUUAACUACUGAUCUUUAUGUGGCAGGAGGGUACUUCUGAAACUUCAAAAUCCUUAUUGGUCAUGCUAGACUCAAAGAGCUCCUGGAUCCUCUCGGCCUACACCAUCAUCUUCCUCACUGGUCUCCCAGCCAACCUCCUGGCCCUUCGGGCCUUCCUGGGCCGGGUCCGCCAGCCUCACCCUGCACCUGUCCACAUCCUCCUGCUCAGCCUGACACUGGCGGACCUCCUCCUGCUGCUGCUGCUCCCCUUCAAGAUCUGUGAAGCUGCAUAUAACUUCCAAUGGCCUCUGCCUGAGGUAGCCUGUGCGCUCACAGGUUUCGGCUUCUACAGCAGCAUCUACUGCAGCACGUGGCUGCUGGCAGGCAUCAGCAUCGAGCGCUACCUGGGAGUGGCUUUCCCCGUGCGGUACAAGCUGUCCCGGCGGCCUCUGUAUGGAGUGAUUGCUGCUCUGGUUGCCUGGAUCAUGUCCUUUGGUCACUGUACCAUUGUGAUCAUCACUCAGUACUGGGACUCAUCACAGAACACCACAAAAACCACAAAUUUUACCUGUUAUGAGAACUUCACCGACACCCAGCUAAAGUUUUUGCUUCCUGUGAGACUGGAGCUCUUCCUCGUCCUCUUCUUGAUCCCCAUGAUGGUCACCAUCUUCUGCUACUGGCGCUUUGUGUGGAUCAUGCUCACCCAGCCCCAUGUGGCAGCCCAGAGGCGGCGCCGAGCUGUAGGGCUGGCUGUUGUGACACUCCUUAAUUUCCUGGUGUGCUUUGGGCCUUAUAAUGUGUCCCACGUGGUGGGGUAUGCCACAGAGAAGAGCCCUGCAUGGAGAGCAGAAGCUGUGGUAUUAAGUUCCCUCAACGCCAGCCUGGACCCCCUGCUUUUCUAUUUCUCUUCUUCAGAUGUGCGCCGAGCCUUUGGAAAAGGGCUUCAGAUACUGCGACAUCAGGGCUCCUCUCUGUUGGGACGCAGAGGCAAAGAAGUAGCAGAGAUGACAAAUGGGGACAGGGGUGUGAGUCAAGCAGAAGGAGCACCGAGUUCUGAUUUCACCACAGACUAGGGAGGUUCCUGGACCUCUGGAGGCACUGGGGGACACAUAUGGGUUGAGCGGGUUGGGAGAGGGAAAGCUUGAGAGUUUCAGGUUCAGGAAUCUUCAGACCCAACCUAGUACUGGCACUGUAAAAAUCUCUCACCUUCCCAAAAGAACACAGCUCCCUGACAAAAGGAGAAAUAGCUAAGGUUAGGAGCACUAUUGGGCCAAGUUUUAGAAGCAAUGUCGCUAAUAUGAAUUUAGUCCUUGUGAGGUGGUCAGUGAUCAGGCUGAAGCAGAGAAUCCUGAAGCAAUUUUGCCAUAAGCUUUGUAAAAACACCUGGGUGCUGGUAUAGUUGUUGAUGCUGGAAAUAAGCCAAUGUGAAAGAGAUGGAAGAGAAAUACUAAAUGAGGUCAAAGAAUACUCAGGAAAGUUCUGAGCCAAGGGGACUGGGAGAGACGGCUGAGGGCUUAGGUCUCUGAUGCUCUAGACUUGCACUGUAUUAAUCAAGCCUGCUGCUUUGUAAGUGUGCUCCAACCAUCUUCACGUGUGUAUCUUCUCUCCUCCAUUAAACUGGGAGCGUCCUGAGGCUGGGUCUUGUCUUCUCCCUCCAUGGCACCCCACACAUGUCAGGAUACAGCUUGGCACCCAUCAGUCAGAGCUCAAAACUGACUAGCACAAGAAUAGACAGCUUGGUCCAGCAGACUGAAAAAUAAAGAUUUUAAA